AUGUCUGGCCCCGUCGCCCGCCUCGCAAACAUCAAGCUUGGCGGCGCCCAACAACGCCCGCCUUUCGCUGAUUUGGGCCUCAUCGGCCUUGCUGUCAUGGGACAGAACCUCAUCAUGAACAUGGCCGACCACGGCUUCACCAUCUGCGCGUUCAACCGAACCGUCUCAAAGGUCGACCGCUUCUUGGAAAACGAGGCCAAGGGCAAGUCCAUUGUGGGCGCCCAUACCAUUGAGGAGUUCGUCAGCAAACUCAAGUCUCCCCGCCGCGUCAUGCUCCUCGUCCAGGCCGGCAGUGCCGUCGAUGACUGGAUCGCCAAGCUCCUGCCCCUCCUCAGCUCCGGAGACAUCAUCAUCGAUGGUGGCAACUCGCACUACCCCGACUCCAACCGCCGCACCAAGGAGCUCAAGGUCAAGGGCAUCCGCUUCGUCGGUUCCGGCGUUUCCGGCGGCGAGGAGGGCGCCCGAUACGGCCCCAGUCUGAUGCCCGGCGGCAACGAGGAGGCUUGGCCGCACAUCAAGGACAUCUUCCAGAGCAUCGCCGCCAAGAGCGACGGCGAGGCUUGCUGUGACUGGGUCGGCGACGAGGGUGCUGGCCACUAUGUCAAGAUGGUCCACAACGGCAUCGAGUACGGCGACAUGCAGCUCAUCUGCGAGGCCUACGACAUCAUGAAGCGCGGCCUUGGUCUGUCCAGCAAGGAGAUUGGUGACGUCCUGGCCAAGUGGAACAAGGGUGUUCUCGACUCUUUCCUCAUUGAAAUCACCCGUGACAUCAUGUACUUCAACGACGACGACGGGAAGCCCCUCGUGGACAAGAUCCUCGACAAGGCCGGCCAGAAAGGCACCGGCAAGUGGACCGCCGUCAACGCCCUCGACCUCGGCAUGCCCGUUACUCUCAUCGCCGAGGCCGUCCUAGCGCGCUGCUUGUCCGGCAUCAAGGACGAGCGUGUCAAGGCUUCGACCAAGCUCGAGUAUGUGAGCCGCACCAGUGGCAAGUUUGAGGGCGACAAGGCGCAGUUCCUCGAGGAUCUCGAGCAGGCGCUGUACGCCUCCAAGAUCAUUUCCUAUGCUCAAGGCUUCAUGCUGAUGCAGGAGGCCGCCCGGGAAUAUAACUGGAAGCUCAACAAGCCUUCGAUUGCCCUCAUGUGGCGCGGCGGCUGCAUCAUCCGCUCCGUCUUCCUCAAGGACAUCACCGAUGCGUACCGCAAAGAGCCCGACCUGCUGAACCUACUGUUUGACAACUUCUUCAACAAGGCCAUCCACAAGGCUCAGCCCGGGUGGAGAGACGUGGUUGCGAAGUCUGCCCAGCUCGGCAUCCCGACGCCUGCCUUCUCGACGGCCCUGUCGUGGUUCGACGGCUACCGUACCAAGGACCUGCCGGCCAACCUACUCCAGGCUCAGCGUGACUACUUUGGCGCUCACACGUUCCGCAUCAAGCCCGAGUGCGCCAACAAAAAGUACCCCGAGGGCCAGGACAUUCACGUCAACUGGACGGGCCGCGGCGGCAACGUGUCUGCCUCUACGUACCAGGCAUAA
Molecule: messenger RNA, 1533 nt
Organism: Hirsutella rhossiliensis
Lineage: Eukaryota; Fungi; Ascomycota; Sordariomycetes; Hypocreales; Ophiocordycipitaceae
Product: NAD binding domain of 6-phosphogluconate dehydrogenase
Exons: 6
Coding region: 1-1533 (510 amino acids)
Biological process (GO): pentose-phosphate shunt; pentose-phosphate shunt, oxidative branch
Cellular component (GO): cytosol
Molecular function (GO): phosphogluconate dehydrogenase (decarboxylating) activity; NADP binding
Source: RefSeq, a predicted model, not a curated record